Molecule: messenger RNA, 4265 nt
Organism: Limanda limanda (common dab)
Lineage: Eukaryota; Metazoa; Chordata; Actinopteri; Pleuronectiformes; Pleuronectidae
Gene: cd164
Product: CD164 molecule, sialomucin
Exons: 6
Coding region: 187-804 (205 amino acids)
Cellular component (GO): cytoplasmic vesicle
Source: RefSeq, a predicted model, not a curated record
UAGGAAGUGGAGCUCUCACCACCACCAACACAUCAAGCAGCAGCAGCACCGAGAGGAGACCGAAGACUGAAGACCCUUUCCCCCGGUGCCACUCUCGACUACCCCCCCACCCGGACACACACACACAGACACACACACGGACACACACACAGGUUUCCAGGCAGAGCAGCGAUCUCCUCCGCAGUCAUGUCCGUGAAGCUGCUGCUUUUCGCCGCAGUCGUGGCUCUCUCUGUCGCACCAGCCCCGGCGGCGGACUCCGAUCCAUGUUCCAGCCUCCUGACAUGUGCUACGUGCACACCCUCUCCAGACUGUCUCUGGGUCAACUGCACAACAACACCAUUUUUUGGCUGUCUCAAUGCAACCAAUGUGACAGCAGACUGCUCCAACGCUACCUGCGGAGCUGUGGAACCUUCUCCGGCACCCAAGCCUUCGACAGUCGCUCCGACAGUAACUACGACAGUCGCUCCAUCUCCGACUUCUUCCCAUACCCCUACAACCCCCAUUACCCCUGUUGUCCCGACCACCUCUAUCAGCAGCAGCACUGCUCAGCCCACCACAGAAAAUGGAACCGUCAUUGUCACCACUCCGAGCAGUAACACUUCCAUCCCCACUACAUCGGCCUCUUCAAAUGCAACCAGCCCAAGUACCACGCCGGUGUCCCCGACCCCGGCCUCACAAAAGAAUGCCACCUUCGAUGCCGCGAGCUUCAUCGGCGGAAUAGUGCUGGUGCUGGGCCUGCAGGCGGUGAUCUUCUUCCUCUACAAAUUCUGCAAGUCCAAGGACCGCAACUACCACACCCUUUGAAGCAGCACCACGGUUGGAUCGGCAGCACCGUCCCCGUCCCCGCCAACUCGAACCUCCCGGAGAAGACGCCCCACUCGGCACGCACUCAUCACACACUCACCACGGCGAACUCAAACAGUGUUUUCAAGCCGUUUUUCUUUUUCAUGUUUGUGCCACUUGUGAUUUCGGCCUGCAUUAGUGUCGGUGUGGAGGCACCCACGCAUCCCUGUAUGUAUGAUAAAUAACAUCGCACCAACAUGUACAGUACACAGAUUCCCUAUUGAUAUGGCAUUAAGCCUUGCGCAUAUGGAUUGCAUCACGUGUUAGCUCCUACCCACCUCCAUCGUGCUGUUAGUCAUCCUGCCAGAGACCAUAUUCCAGCUGACUGAGGGAGGCUGGUGUUAUUUACGGCCCCUCUCCUCACCACAUGAGUCAAAAGGAGCAGCAGUAGCUUUCAGUGAUGCCUGGGAGGAGGAGGAGUAUUAACAGCAUCCUCUCAAUUUUUUUUUAAUUUGAAAACACUGUUUGAGUUCACAGCUUUUCUUAAAAUGUGACAAUGGCGAUGAUUCAGUAUUGCUUUCACCCUGUUGAGUCGUGGGCAGGUCCCCCCCCCCCCCCCACCCCCCUUUCAUGCAGCUGUAUCCUAUAUAUGUGUUUUCAUAGAUGAUGUAAAAGAGGUGGGGUUACUUGAAGAGGGUAUAAAAAGCAACACCCAAUCAUCUAAUAUCAGGAGCAUACGGCGAUCCCUCUGGUAAACAGACGUAUUUCGAUGGACGCCUCCCCUUGGCAUUUCGGAGUGCGGAGAUCUCUCACCCAAUAGGAGUUGUUAAAAUGUCACCAACUGCCAGUGGAGCGGCACAAUGCAAUAAAUGAUGUAUUAAGUUCAUUUCCCAGCCAUUAAUCUCCCUUCUGAUCCGAACUGGCAUCAAAUCUUACCCACGCGGAGCUGCCCCCUUGCUUUAUGCGGAGUAGUCGAAAAAAGGGUGAAAAUGAACGAUUGUAGAAUAUUUCAGAAGUGUUAUUAAUUAAUGUGUUUAAAAUAGAGUGUGGGGGGGGCUUGAAGAAAAUGGCGUGCACCUUUCUUGGACAGUGAUUGCAGUGAAGUGCCUUUAAUGUCCAGUAUGACGUAUAAAGAAGAGGACGAGUCUCUUCUUCCUGGCUGAUGCCCCUGAGUGUUGUCGUGAGUUUUUCGGUGAGCAAUGAGAUCCGAAGUAUCAGCAGCUGGACUGAAGAGGCUUUUAUUGUUGGAAGUAUAAGGUAGAUGUCACCCGAAGGCCUCGAUCGGACGAGAUUGAAGAUUUCCCCUCUGAGUAGAAGACUGUAUUCAGUGCAUGGUCUUCUUCCCACUGACUGUGACCUUGUAGAAGUGGAUGAUUAUUAGAUUUGAAGGUACUCUCUGGUUCCUAGCUCCUAACGCUGCGUCCCAACGUCCUCCCAUCUCACUGCUCAUGUGUCAGGACUCGGUUGUGUAUCAAAUUGUGUUUAGUGUAGAAACACGAGACCGUGAGGAUAUUUCGAGACGCUCUUAGAAGCUAUGAAUGCUUGAGUGUACCUUUUCUUUUAAACAAUUUAAAAACUUGAGUUGAGGUUGAAUUGUCGGGACCGUGGUUCGGUCAAAUGAGCGUCGCACCUCUUGAUUCCCUGACUUUGCCAUAGAAGUGAGAAGGUUGCUGAUGGAUUGCAAAAGUGCAACAUCUAAGUGGCCAGGCUCAUGUCGACGUCACUUAUUAGCUUUCUGCUAACAGUGAUGUUUUUUCUUGUCUUUUUUUUGUCUCUCCUGUACAUAGCCACAUCCUGCUUAUGUUUAUAUCCUGGGUUUCACCGUAAGGAAAAGGCUAAAUGAAGGAGCGUUGAUCAGAACAUUUUUGCUUGUGCCAGCUCGUCAGUGUCAAGAAUAUUUUUGUUUCAUUAUUGCAUGCUGAAUGCUUGGAGUUGUGACCCCCCCCCCCCCCUCACAUUUGCAUAUGCUCUUAAGGGGUUGGACACACUUUGAAAACCACUCUGAUUAUUUGUGAUUUGCCAAUAUGCUAGUUUAAAAGAAUACCUUGGAACCGUGUGCAUUAAGCCAAAGUCCUCAGUUUUGGCAUGGUGGAGUUUAAACAUUGCACUGACGAGCUUUGUUUUGGAACGUUGUCUGUGGAAAUGUUUUUCGUGGUUCAACCAAAAAAAAAAAACAAAAAAAAAAAAAAUCUGUAUAAAUACUCAUUCUUGAAUAGGAACUAGAUAAUGGCUGAAUAGUUUUGUAUUAUAAUGAGGAAUUCUAAAUUAAUGACAGCAGAUUUGUUUUCCUGUUUCCUGCAUAAUUUAGGGUUACGUGUUUUCUGCUGCUCACCAUUGACACGCCUUUUAACCUACGGUCACCUGGUGGCAUUUAGGCUACAGCCCAAAGACCCAUGUAUGAGAAGAGCAGGCUACAAAGUUUUGCCUUAGCUGCACCCAGCAUCAUCACCCCUGCAUGAGGAGUCCCCUGCGCCCCCAAAACGUGAUGUUUGAGUUUAAUGAAAAGCCAUUGAGUGACCACUAACUCCAGUCACCGUGCUCUUUGCUUUCGACAUGGUAGCUGCAUUCCUCGGCGUCACAGCGUCACAUGUUGACAUUAUUGUGGUGUUUCAAAACACGUUUGUCAUCCAUGGAAACCAAUAGACGUCCAUUGUGCUGCCUCCGUGGAGCAGCUUCCUCCUACAAGUCACUCAGUCCUUGCACCUCUUAAGGAAAAGUGCCUUAUUCAGUUGAUAUCCAUAUACAGUGUAGUUGUAAAGUGAUUAUACCACACCUAUAAAAUACCAAUGGGACUCAGCACUUUCAGACCCCUGUGAAGUGGUUUUCUGUGUCGUAUUCUGCUUGUUUGUGUCUCGUCACGCUCGGCCUUAAACUCCUUGAUCAAAUCCGCCGAGCAUUCACUGGUGACGAGCUGUCUGGGAAGUUAUCAGGUUGAAAAGUGAAGACUUGUCAGAUGUUUGACUCAAACCAUAAAAGAUUAAUAUCAAAUUGAUGUGAUCGGCUAUUGUUUGGCAUAGGUUUCCUGUCACAUGAUAACUUGAACUCCACUCUGGAUGUACCUUUCAAUUAUCACAUUGAAUGUCAAAUUCUUCUUGGUCAUGGAGGGCUCUCCUAUCGGUUUUCAGUCUCGCAGUGUUUGUUUCCAAGAGCGACCAGUAAAAGGCUUUUUUGAUUCCCUCCUUUUGCAUUGUGCCUUUAUUUUUAUGUAGUGCCGUAUGUUUUUAUUUUUACUUUUAUUUUAAUAGGCCAUCAUUCUUGUAGGUACGAAUUUUCCUGCUUUGCUCCAAACCCACUUUAACAGACACACAUACACACACACAAUAUGUAGACACUCGCAGGUGCCACAUUGCCUCCAGAAUUUUGUUGUGCCUGUUUUGCACCCUUCUUUUACCCUUUUUUUUUGUUGUUUCUGGCUUUGUUUUCUUGUGUUGCCUUUAGUUUCACAAUGUUAAAUCAAUAAAGUUUGAAUAUUGUUAAACAAA